Didymodactylos carnosus is the source of this 903-nucleotide messenger RNA. Lineage: Eukaryota; Metazoa; Rotifera; Eurotatoria; Philodinida; Philodinidae. The record is from the annotation of a GenBank genome assembly.
AUGACAAAUACAAAGGCAUCAGUAGCUGGCGAGUUUAUUAGACGAGAUGAUAAAGCAGAAUUUAAAGCUGAACCAAAUCGAUACCAUAUUUAUGUUUCAUAUGCAUGUCCAUGGGCACAUCGUACAUUAGUUGUUAGAAAAUUAAAAGGACUUGAAGAUGUUAUAUCUUAUUCAAGUGUUGAUUGGCUCUUGGAAGACUAUGGUUGGGCGUUCGGUUCAAAUUUUCCCGAUCCUCAUCAUCCAAAUUUUACUCAUUUGAGACAGAUUUAUCAAUUGCAACAGCAAAAUUUUAAUGGUCAUAUAACAGUACCCGUUCUGUUUGAUCUUAAAACUCAAAAAAUAGUAAAUAAUGAAUCGUCUGAAAUAAUUCGUAUGUUAAAUUCUGAAUUCAAUAUGUAUGCAAAAUAUCCUGAUGUUGAUCUUUAUCCAGAAUUAUUACGAGAAAAUAUUGAUUCAAUUAACGAUGAAGUGUAUACAAAAUUAAAUAAUGGUGUUUAUCGAGCUGGUUUUGCUAGAACACAAGAAGCUUACGAAAAUGCUUGUCAUGAUGUAUUUGAGGUACUUGAUAAAUUAGAGAUUAUCUUAUCAAAAUCACGUUAUUUGGUCGAUAAUAAACGAUUGACAGAAGCUGAUGUUCGAUUAUGGACAACACUUGUAAGAUUUGAUCCUGUUUAUGUUACACAUUUUAAAUGUAAUAAAAAAUUAAUAACAAAAGAUUAUCCAAAUUUAUAUGGUUUUCUACGUGAAAUAUAUCAAAUGAAUGGAAUUAAAGAAACAGUUAGAAUGGAUGAAAUAAAAAAACAUUAUUUUGCAUCACAUACAUCUAUUAAUCCGAUGAGAAUUGUAGCCGCAGGACCAGAAAUCGAUUAUGAUAUUCCUCAUAAACGAGAUACUAUAAACUAG